AUGUCCGCUCGAGGUUUCGAGGAUCACUACGGCCACGGCGGGCACGUUCGGCGCCAUUCGUCUGUGCUGCAUGAGAAGAUCCCCGCGCCCUUGACGCCCCGUCGCAAGCCGGUCCGCAGCCAGAGUACGCGGGCAAGUAAUGGCACCGUGAGCACAACUAUGAGCGUCUCGACUGGCAGAAUGUCCCAGGCAACCAAUAUCACGCACCCUCCAUCGUAUUCAAAGAAGUUUGUGGUUGUGGGCGACGGAGGCUGUGGCAAAACUUGUUUACUGAUCAGCUACUCCCAAGGCUAUUUUCCGGAGAAAUAUGUUCCAACCGUUUUUGAAAAUUACAUCACCCAGACCACGCAUAAUCCGUCUGGUAAAACCGUUGAGCUAGCACUCUGGGAUACAGCCGGACAAGAGGAAUACGAUAGACUCCGUCCUCUUUCCUACCCAGAAACAGACCUUCUCUUCGUGUGUUUUGCGAUUGACUGCCCGGUAUCGCUCGAAAAUGUCAUGGAUAAGUGGUACCCUGAAGUACUACACUUCUGCCCCACAACCCCCCUAAUCCUCGUCGGUCUCAAAUCCGAUCUCCGAUCGAAACGUACCUGCAUCGAACUGCUCAAGAGUCAAGGGUUGACGCCAGUAACCCCUGAACAGGGAAGGGCCGUCGCUCAGCGAAUGGGAGCGCAAUAUGUGGAGUGCAGUAGUAAACAAAUGCGAGGCGUCGACGAGGUCUUCGAGCUCGCGGUAAACACAGCCGUUGGCAUUGAAGACAACCAUUGGAGUGCCCGUGACAGUGGCGCCCAGCCGAAUGGGAACGGCGCAAAGAAAAUCAAGAAACGAAGUUGCAAGAUUCUUUGA
Molecule: messenger RNA, 846 nt
Organism: Ophidiomyces ophidiicola
Lineage: Eukaryota; Fungi; Ascomycota; Eurotiomycetes; Onygenales; Onygenaceae
Gene: rho4
Product: RHO4 protein
Exons: 3
Coding region: 1-846 (281 amino acids)
Biological process (GO): small GTPase-mediated signal transduction
Molecular function (GO): GTPase activity; GTP binding
Source: RefSeq, a predicted model, not a curated record